UAGAAUGUGUGCUUAAAACAAGAGUGAAACCAGAAAGAAAAAAAAUACAAAUUAAAAAAUGAAAAUGGGUUUGAAUGUAAAGAAUUGCGAUCCCUUCUGAGGAAAGAUUUUUUUCACGUUAUAAUUUUUCUGGCAGAGGCAAAACGGGGAUUAAAAAAGAUCGUGUGCCUGUUGUUUUUAUAUAUAUAUAUAUAUAUAUACACGGUACAAUAAUAUAUUGAAAGGAUGUUUUAGAGAGAAGGGCUUCGUGUGUGGAUGCCACAAGGCGACCGGCGGCGGAGCAGCGAGCAUGGAAUGAAGCUGAAGGGCAACAUUUGUAUCGGAUCGGAGGAGAGAAUUGAUACAAAAAGGUUCGAUUUUGGAACGUCGCGGGCGCCGGGAUUCUAAUUUCAGAACGUCGAGUUGCUACUCGCUUCGGGAGGAAAAGUCUCAACGUUCCAAACGAAGGUGGAAGAGAAAUUUACAAAGGAGGAAAUUUACACGCCGGCUGGGAGAAUCGUUGGGGAUUUUUUUUCUUUCUCGUUGCUUUAUUAUUAUUUUUUCCUUUUUAAUGCUGAAUGUUUUGAGUAAAAUAGCGCCGCUCGGUGAAGAUGGGGGACGCUUAUGACCCAGAGCACCCGACCGAGGCUCAUGCCUCUCCUCACCCUCUGUCAUCCACGAGGGAAGGUUGGACGGAACUGCAGAUGUCGCCUGGACCAUCGACGCAUCUCCAAAUUCAGUCCAUAGGAGAUGUGCUUGCUGUGGGAGAAGACGAGAAUGCAGUCAAGGUGGAGAAUCCAUCGGUACUGAGUGUUCUCAAAGGGCAAGUGACAAAAGGCUGUAGUCGCUUUCUACCCAAGGGCACCAAGGCGAAAGUCAACCUGGAGGACCAAGGACGACAGAAAGUGUCUUUCACCUUCAAUGUAACAAAGACCUUACGAAAUAGGUUCCAAAGUGCCAUUGGGACUGAACCAGAUGAAGUCAAGGUCCCACCGCUGACAUUGCCUCCGAUUUCGGUGAAAGGGAGUCAGGACAGUAAAAGUGACUCUGAUUCAGCUGAUGCUACAGAGACCACUACCUCACCGCCCAAAUCCAAGGUAGAGUGGAGUAAGGUGCAUUUCAAGAAGAAGCACCUCAACGAUGCAGCCAAACCUGCGAGUUUGCCGGACAGGGAACCAUGCAGUUCGUCAGUGGAGGAACCUGUGGAUGUAGCCAUCAAGAAAGAUUGUAUAGGAGGAACUGAAACUGUGACAAAGGUGGCUGCUGAACGGAAGCCAUCAAAUCAGAACCUCAGUGCAUCCCACAUUGGGAAGGGUGAUAACUUGGAAGAGUUUAAGAAUGUCUCCUCAUCUUCUGAAAAUGAUGAACUUAGGAAGCUUACUCAAGCAGAAGAAACAGUGCAAGCGCUAUCAGCUGGCUCAGAAUCUGAGGGGGAUUUACUAAGGAAGUCACAGGAAACGAGAAGCAUUGAAUCUGAUCGAGAUGCUAAGAAAAACCCAAUUGCUUCCAAAAUUGAUGAGGUUGAAAAGGUUUCCUCUCAUUCUAAGUCUGAGAGAGAUAAGAGGAGCAGUGGUCGUUCCAAGUCUGAUCGAGAUUUGAGGAGGACUUCAUCCCGCUCAAAGUAUGGAAGAGAGGAAAGAGUCAGUUCUUCUCGAUCCCGCUCCGACAGAGACUCAAGGGUACCCUCUUCUUACUCAAAAUCAGACCGUUCAAGGACCUCUUAUUACCGUGAUAAGGACAGAGGAUAUUGCAGAAGCUCCCCUUACUCAGAAAGGAGCAAAUCUUCUCGUUCUAAAUUGGGGUCCGAUUUAAGAGACCCUUCCUCUUGUUCAGAUUCUGAAGAAGAUUCUAGAAGGUAUCAUCCCAGAUCAAAUGACUUGAGAAGGGCUUCAUUGUGUUCUAAAUCCUAUAGAGACUCGAGGAAAUACCAGUCACGAUCAGAUAGAGAUCUGAGGGCAACUUCAUCCUGCUCUGAGUCGGAAAGAGAGACUAAAAGGACUAAAUCUUAUUCUAAAUCAGAUAAAAUAUCCAAAACGUCAGCUUCCUGUUAUGAGUCAGAAAGCUAUAAAAUUAAUUCUCCUGAACCAGAAUCAGAUUCCAGGAAAAUGUCCAAAUCAGACAGUCAUUCAAAGGUAUCUUCAUUUCAUUCAAAGUCAUCAACUUCUUGUCAUAAACCAGAGUUAGUUAAAACAAACUCGCCUGACCUGGAAUUGGACUGCAGGAAAAAUGUCAAAUCUGAUGGUCUUUCGAGGACAAGUUCAUCUCAUUCCAAACCUGUAACCUCUUGCCAUGAAGUAGCUGUAAAGAAAGACUCCCCUGAGCCAGAAGUGGACUCAAAAUGUUUUAAGCUGGACAGUAAUUUAAAGGCACUUCCAUCUCAUUCCAAAUUAUCCACUUGUGGAAUAGAAGCAAUUCAGGGAGACUGCUCAGAGCUAGAAUCAGAUUCCAGAAGCAGUCACAAUCCAGAAAUGAAUUCGAGGAUUUCACCAUUACGUUCUAAAUCAACUACUUGCUGUGAAAUGGAGGCAGUUAAGAUGGAGUCUUCUGAACCAGUGUUGGACUCGUGGACUCGUAGGUCAGAAAAGAAUUCAAUGGUAACCCCGUCUCAUUCUAAACCAAUUACUGUCUAUGAAAUGGAAGUAGUUAACACGGACUUUGCAGAGCCAGAAUUAGACCCAUGGACUAAGAGUAGGUUGGACAAUAACUUGAUUGUAACCCAAUCUCAUUCUCAAUCAACUACUUGCUAUGAAAUGGAAGUAGUUAAAAUGGAGGCUUCUGAACCAGAACCUAAAUUGGACUCUUGGGAAAACUGUAAGUUGGAUCGGAAGUCAAAGAUAACUGCAUCUAGUUCGAGGUCCUGUAAAGUGAGAACUUUGAGUCCUUAUACAUCUGACAAGGAAUUAAAAAGGAAUCCAUAUUCUGAGUCAGAAGAUGAAUUCAGAGAGCUUCCUGAACUGCACAAGUCAGGAACAAUGCAAACUGUUUCUAGAUCAGAUGAGAUUUGUUCUUCAUUUGAUUGCCAGUCGGACAAUUAUGUAAGCACCUCACCAUAUUCUACAGCAGAUUUGCCGAGGCCUUUCUGCCACUCCAGGUUCGCUGUGGAAAUAGCUGGGCCUUCGCCUGGUUCUAAAUUAGAUGGAUCUUUGUCAAAGGUUUCAUCUUGUUCGGAAUCAGAGGAAGAACAGGGAUCUUCAUCUCAUUGUGAAGCUGAUUUGACGGUUUCAUGUCAUUCUCUAUCAAAUGAAUUGCUGUCCUCACCCAAUUUCAUAACUAAGGAUUUGAAAACCUCUCCUCAUCCUAGCUCAGAUGAGGCGAAGUCCUUGGCCCACCCAAAACUGGAGGAAUGCAGCACUUGGCACUACACUGAGACAAAUCAAAUUUUAGCCUAUCCCAAACUGGAAGAGGCUGUGUCCCUGCCCCACUCGAAUUUGGAUGCAAGGGCCAUUUCAGUUGAAGUUCAAAGUUGCACAAGAGAGGCAAAGCAUAUAGGUGAAAAGUCAACAGAAAAUAGGGAUGUGGAUAGUCGAAGGGAGCAACACAUCAGUGAAGUAGAUGGUACUGAAUUGAAGCAUGAUAGACUGUUUCACAAUUGCAAAAGUAAACCGAAUGUAGUUCCUGGCAACCAGAAUUGGGACUCAUUUGAGAAUGUUAGAUUAUACACAGAUUUGGCCAGCCAUCUUUCUUCUGAAAUUCGGGAGACCCAAAAUCAGUCAACGGAUAAUGAAGAAACCCCUUUCUCUGCCAGACCAGAUAGUUCUGUUAAAGUGGAACAGGAGCAGUCAAUGGAAAUCUCUGAAGAUGAGGAAGAGACCGAUGAAGAGUUGGCUAUGGAGGUGGCCCCUGAGGGAUUACUGCCUUUGAGCACUGCCAAUCUGCUGAGCUCAAAUGAAGCGGAGCACAGUUUACAGAAUUACAAAACCAAGUCUGAUUGUGACAGUAGCUGUAUGAAGGCAGAAUACAACAGUGUGAUCUCUGAAAAUGAAGAAUGCUUAGAGGUUGUCAAGAGUAGCAGUGAGCAAGAGAGCGAGGAAAGUGAAACGAGCUCUGAUUCCGAUGACAGUGGAGUCCCCAGGAACCGUCUACAGUCUGUUGUAAUAGUUCCGAAGAAUUCUACAUUAACAUUGGAGAAGAGUCUGUCAUCCUCUCCUUCAUCUUCCUCACCUUCUUCCAGAAACAGUCGUCAGGAAAAGAAGCAAUCGAGUGUCGAAGGAGGCAAACGAGAAGCAGAAGAGAAACCCAGUCAGGAACACCAGCUAAACAGCAUCCAAUUUGGAAGUAGCCCCCAGGAGUUUAUCGGUGGCCGGGUCCAGGGUGAUGAUGAAGUUCAGGGCAGCCAGUUAUCCUCCCCCAAAGCAGCAGAGGAGCAGCCGCAGGCUUCUUCAAGUCAGUUUUCCCCUGUUAGUGAGACCUGCAAAAGCAGCAAGCAGCAGUUGUCGAGUGACAAAGCAGACAGUACCAGUCAGCCUGAUAGGUUUUCACCUGACCAAAACCGGCUCCCUCUAGCAGAUGAAAAGUCUGGCUCGAUAGAGUCAGCUCAACAGAGUGCAGACAGAUUGGUAGAAAGGCACCAGCAUCCACUUGGCAGCUACUCGGACAGUCCUGCAGCUGGAGAGAGCCUUGCUCAACCAUCUGGUGGGCUAGAGAUAAGCCAAGGAGAAAAGCCAGACAGUGGGCAGGCCAUCCCUUGGCUGCAGCAGCAGGCCCAAGAUCAAGGAUCUUUACAUAGCCCAGCGUAUGUUGAUAGUCUUGAUUGGGACUUCUGUCAGCCAGAGAAACCAAGCAGCAGUUGUCAGCAGCCUGACAGUAGCUACGGACUAAGAUAUGGCUACCGAACGGAGGAAGCAGAUUUAGGUGAAAGGAAUAGUUGCUGGCAAGCUAGUAGAGCCAAUUACUGGGACCCCCGGUUACACUCCAAAUCAGUGUUGUACAGCAGCUACCAGUUGAGUCAAGACAUAUCUGGCUCAGAUGUUCAAGGGCAGGUGCAGCCAGAUUCAAUGACUGAUGACUUUGCAAUCUAUAAUAGCUGGGAGGUUGUGACCCGUGACCCUCGAUCUGUUGCCAAAGGUGUGAGCUCUCUACAGGCUCACGAGAUAACCAGCAAUUCAAGUAAGGGGACCACUCUGGUUCUAAAGGCCAGCGACUCCACAGCAGAUAAGGAGCCGAGGGCCAAAGGAUCGGAGAAAAGGUUAGAAGAAGAGCAGGCCGAGUCCCAGAAGCCACAACAAGAGGAGGUAGACACUGAUUUGGAAAGUGACACUGACACGCGGGACUGUGAGCAAGUGAACACUGAGCCUGAUCCAGAUCCACAUCCCAUGAUGCCCUGCAAAGAAUGGGUCACGCUUGUGUGCAAGAUGGAGGAGUUCAAAAACACUCAGUGCUGGAAGGAUCAAUCAAAACUGGGAUUGAUGCCCCCUUACUUUGAGCUAAUUGAAGAGAACUUGUAUCUGACAGAGAGGAAGAAAAGUAAAUCUCACCGUGACAUCAAGCGCAUGCAGUGUGAAUGUUUGCUGUCCAGGGAGGACCGAGAGCGAGGAGAGCUGGCGUGUGGUGAAGAUUGCCUCAAUAGGUUACUCAUGAUAGAAUGCUCAUCGAGGUGCCUGCAUGGAGAGUACUGUACAAACCGGAGGUUCCAGAGGCGGCAGUAUGCCGAUGUAGAAGUCAUCCUCACUGAGAGGAAAGGUUGGGGUCUUCGAACAGAUAAAGAAUUAUCAGUGAAUAGCUUUGUGCUGGAGUACUGCGGGGAAGUGCUGGACCACAAGGAAUUCAAGGCAAGAGUUAAGGAAUAUGCACGCAACAAGAACAUCCAUUAUUACUUCAUGGCACUGAAGAACGAUGAGAUCAUUGAUGCUACUCUGAAAGGAAACUGUUCUCGCUUCAUGAACCACAGCUGUGAGCCCAAUUGCGAAACUCAGAAGUGGACGGUAAAUGGGCAGCUACGAGUCGGAUUUUUCACAACUAAGACGGUUCCAGCUGGGACAGAGUUGACCUUUGAUUACCAGUUUCAGAGAUAUGGCAAGGAGGCUCAGAAAUGUUUCUGUGGAUCAGCAAAUUGCCGUGGGUACCUGGGUGGUGAAAACCGUGUCAGCAUCCGGGCUGCCGGAGGGAAAGUUAAACUAAAGGACAAGGAUCGGUCCCGGAAGAAAGACUCUGUGGAUGAAGAACUGGAGGCCUUCCUGGAGAACGGUGAUGGACUCUGUGACUCGAACCACGUGCUCAGUUUAACUCGACUGAUGGUCCGGAUAGAGACUAUGGAGCAGAAACUAACCUGCCUUAAGAUUAUACAGAACACACACUCGCAGAGUUGCUUGAAGUCCUUUCUGGAGUAUCAUGGACUGUCCCUCCUGUGGAUCUGGAUGACUGAGCUUGGUGAUAGCCGGGGGAACUCCAGCAACAAUAUUAAGCUUCAAACUGAAAUCAUGAAGACCCUGGAGCUGUUACCAAUCUCCACGAAGAACAUGCUGGAAGAAAGCAAGCUGCUGCCCAUCAUUCAGCGUUGGGCCCAGACAAAGGCAUCAGCUCCCCAGGUCAGCGAGGCAGACGGUUAUUCGAGUGAAAAUACCUCCCGUGCGCAAACGCCACUGAACACGCAGGAUCCCGCACUGAAGCAGAGCGCUGAGGCAGAUAGCGACCCCCCCAAAAAGCUGGUGAUGAAGAGGCUGAAGAUCAUGAGUGAGAACAGCAUGGACAGCGGCCUCUCAGACACGAGUAAAGCCUCCGACGGAGAGAUCGAGGUCAAAGAGGUGAAGGACGAGAUUGUCACGACUGUUGAGCCGUCGCCGUGUCUCCCGCUGGACGAGGAGGAGCCGCCGGGCGAGGUGCCGGCUGACGACGGGGAGGCCCAAGAGACGGAUUCCGCCUUGAAAUCAGCCAAUGGGACGAAGCUGGAGGAGGCAGCCUUGGUGGAAACGCCGUCACAGGACGAAGAAGAGGGUGUUUCUGACGCAGAGAGCGAGCGGAGCCAGGAGCAGCCCGGUAAAAUCGAAGAUGUGAGUGAGCUGGCGAUGAAGCUGCUCGAUGUUUGGAAGGAUCUGAAGGAGGUGUACAGAAUUCCCAAGAAAGAUCGAAGCCAAACAGAGCGGGAAAGUAUUGUUGCCUUUGAUGCUUUGAUCCCAGUUGACAGUUCUUCUCAUGGAGGGAUCCUGAAGGUUUGCUCGUGUGCCUUUUUUUGUGUUCCAGAGCGUGGCAGGGAUGGGACGUCACAGAAGGAUAUUUCUCAGACUCCGAAGACUCCAGUGAACAUUGGAAAAGAGAAAGACGCUGACAAGACGCUCAGUAAGGAUCGGAAAAAACGCAAACCAGCAACCUCGCCACCACCUUCGGCCUACGAGAGAGAAGGACUGAAGAGAUCAGUUCCGGAUGAAAGGUAUGACGGUGCAACACCAGCUAAGAAGAAGAAAACCAGGAGUAAACUAUCCACCGAGGAACGGAGGAAGCUGUUUGAACAAGAAGUGGCACAGAGGGAGGCGCAAAAACAGAGUCUGUACCUGGUACAGCAGCAGCAGCAGCAACAACAGAUACAACCGAUUUGUGUUAGCUCGCAGGUGCCUUAUGACUCUGGAACCUACAGCAACUCUCACCAGAGCUUUGCCAGUUACCCACCAGGCUACCCUCUGCAGACUUAUGUUGACCCGGUCAACCCCAACGCUGGUAAAGUGCUCCUCCCGACACCGAACGUGGAGCCCCUGUGCCCGCCGCAGAUGGGCUACGAGCACCCGCAGUCGCUGUUGGCGGAAUCAAUGCCUGCGGGUCACUCCGCAGUCCAACACCUGUCCCCCCAGGUGGAUGUCCAGGGCCAGCAGUACCUAGCUCAGAGCCCCGUUGUUAUCCCCCAGGACCCUAACGUGUCUGUGAUACAGGUGUCGGGCACUCAAACGACUGGGCAGAGCUACGGGGUGUGGGAUCCCAACCAGCAGACACUGGCAGUGCACCAGCAGUAUGCCAGUGGACAACCCCAGACGCCGAUUUAUUACCAGGGACAGCCAUGCCAGCCCGUAUACAGUAUAUCCUCUCCUUAUGGACAAGCUACACAGCAAAUCGUCCAGAGUUACACUCAGUCAAGUCCUGAAUGCGCACAGGGGCAGCAGUGUUUCCUGGCUCACCCGCAGGGUGCUGUCGCACAGCCGACAGCAGGAAUGCUCGUGACAUCAUCGGCCCCGUCCUACCAGCAACCUGGGCAACCACAGACUGUACAGCAGCCAGAACUGAUUGUCGUCAACAGCCUUCUUGAUUUGCCACCCCCUUCACCUCCAAAGCCGAAGACUAUCAUCCUCCCCUCCAACUGGAAGACUGCCCGGGACCCGGAGGGAAAGAUUUAUUAUUAUCAUGUGAUAACCAGGCAAACCCAGUGGGACCCGCCAUUGUGGGAUGGAGGCAGUGACGACAUGAGCGUGGGUCACGAAGCUGAAAUGGAUCUGGGGACUCCCACGUACGAUGAAAAUCCAGCCAAGGACCCAGUACUUACUGAGCUACAUGGACAAGAUGGAAGUGGAGAUGGGACACCUAACUCUUACAGCCAGUCAGCCAAGAAAAAGCCUAAAACUGCAGAGGCCGACACCUCAACCGAGCUCGCCAAAAGGAGCAAAGAGAUGUUCAGGAAGGAGAUCUCCCAGUUCAUUGUUCUGUGCCUGAAUCCCUACCGGAAACCUGACUGUAAAUUAGGAAGAAUCAUAGCAACAGAAGACUUUAAGCAUCUGGCUCGGAAGUUGACACACGGUGUCAUGAACAAGGAGCUGAAACAAUGCAAGAAUCCCGAGGACCUCGAGUGCAAUGAAAACGUGAAGCAUAAAACCAAGGAAUACAUCAAGAAGUACAUGCAGAAAUUUGGCGCCAUUUACAAGCCUAAAGAAGAACCAGAUGUGGAUUGAAUAAUAAACCCCUCUCUGUUCCCCCUCCCCCAGCCCUGCCCCAUCCUUGAGCAAAAGCCCAUGUGAAUCUAUAACCAGCUUCUCAGUCUCCUCAUAGCUAUCUGUAUUAUACUGUUUUAACGCAUAUGUGAAUAUAUUGAGAAGGCAAAGAAACCACUUCUAGUUAACGACUAGUCCCUGUUCACUUUGACAAUUACAUUUUUUGAGGGAGGGAGGUUGCAGGGUCAGGGAGGGUUUCAUCGUUCUCCCUAUUUUACUGUGUAAAUAUUAUAGUAUUGGUUAGAUAUCAAUUCAGUCUGACUGUAUAUCACCGACAGUCAACAGAAAACUGUCGUACUUUAAAAGAAACAUUUUACUGUAUUAAAUUUUUACGGACUUUUUUAUGUAAAGAAAAUGUUUAAAAAAAAAACUUUUUUGCUUUCAAUUUAAUGUCAGCAAAAUGAGAAAUUGUGACGAGUGUGUUUUGGAAAAAAAGUUUUAAAACUUUUUUCUGUUUUUUUAAAAAAAAACUUGUGCAAAAUGAUCUGUGACUAGUACUGACUUAAAAGUUGCCGUUUUUUUUGUUGUUUGGAUAGCGGCGAUGGUGUUUAUUCACUGACUGAGCAAAGGAAGGUCUUUAGCUGGUUAAACAAAAUUAAUUUUAAUUAGGAUCAACCUUUCUGUCCCCAUCUCCCUCCCAGAAAAGACAAGGGAGUAACCAGGCCAAACAGGCCAGGAAGGUUCUCAGUUCAGACUCUCCCCCCGC
Molecule: messenger RNA, 9588 nt
Organism: Carcharodon carcharias (great white shark)
Lineage: Eukaryota; Metazoa; Chordata; Chondrichthyes; Lamniformes; Lamnidae
Gene: setd2
Product: SET domain containing 2, histone lysine methyltransferase
Exons: 23
Coding region: 591-8843 (2750 amino acids)
Biological process (GO): regulation of DNA-templated transcription
Cellular component (GO): nucleus; chromosome
Molecular function (GO): protein binding; histone H3K36 methyltransferase activity
Source: RefSeq, a predicted model, not a curated record